This is a messenger RNA of Zymoseptoria tritici IPO323, 1162 nucleotides long. RefSeq lists its product as uncharacterized. The coding region runs from base 170 to 1162 and encodes 330 amino acids. NCBI's taxonomy places the organism in Eukaryota, Fungi, Ascomycota, Dothideomycetes, Mycosphaerellales, Mycosphaerellaceae. Gene Ontology annotation, cellular component: endoplasmic reticulum membrane. Gene Ontology annotation, biological process: protein folding. The record is from RefSeq and is a predicted model, not a curated record. The transcript is spliced from 3 exons.
AUUGUUCAAUACCACUCUCGUUCUCCCCACCAUCGUUACAACGUUCGCUUCUCUUCGCCAACAUCCACGCCUCCACGAUACGUAAUCCAUCCUCUGAUAUUCCAUACCGCGACCGCGACGCUCGCCGAGCAGACAUCCACGCCACCGACUCUUCCUCUUCACCCUUGCAAUGGGCUUCGGCGACUUCGAUCAAAUAUGCGAGCGGACACCACUGCCACUAUGUCCGCUCGUAGGACCUCUAUCGCCCAUCUCCGGCCGCCACAGCAUUCAGGCGAAUUGCUACUCAAGAACGGUCGAGUUGGCGAACACAAUCAUCUUCCAGGGCGCGGCGAGUUUCGCUCAUAUCCUGGCGCUUGUGAUGCUGGUCAUUAUGAUCAUCCACGUACGGAGUAAAUUCACAGCAGUUGGCCGCAAGGAAAUCACCUCGUUCUUCUACGCAUACACCCUCCUCACCAUGUGCUCGCUCAUCGUCGACGCCGGCGUCGUACCACCCUCGAGCGGCACCUACCCAUACUUCGUCGCCGUGCAAUGCGGCCUGACCUCGGCGACCUGCAUUUGCCUGAUGAUCAACGGAUUCGUCGGAUUCCAAUUAUACGAAGACGGGACAAAGUUAUCAGUCUGGCUGCUACGGACGAGCAGCGUGGCAAUGUUCGCGAUCUCGUUCAUCGUAUCGCUCAUGACAUUCAAGGGCUGGGCGGGAUUGGGACCGGAGAACACCAUCGGGCUGUUCGUGGUGGUAUAUCUCUUCAGUGCGGUUUUCCUGGCUGUGUACGUGGUCAUGCAGGUUCUGCUGGUCAUUGGAACAUUGCAGGAGCGCUGGCCGCUGUGGCACAUCACAUUCGGUGUGUUGUCUCUUGUGCUGAGCCAGGUUAUCCUGUACGCUUUCAGCGAGGUCAUUUGCACGAAUGUGGAGCACUACGUUGAUGGGCUGUUCUUCGCGACGCUGCUCAAUUUGUUGGCAGUUAUGAUGGUCUACAAGUACUGGGACAGCAUCACGAGGGAAGACUUGGAGUUCUCAGUUGGAGCAAAACAGAACAACUGGGAAGUCAAGGAUCAUGCUCCUCUCUACGAGGAUGAGAGCAGGAAUACGUUGUACGGCGGGAACCACAACGAUAGCGGCACAUUAUACCAACCUGGAUAUCGCGCCUCGUACGGGUACUAA